This is a messenger RNA of Staurois parvus, 336 nucleotides long. NCBI's taxonomy places the organism in Eukaryota, Metazoa, Chordata, Amphibia, Anura, Ranidae. The record is from the annotation of a GenBank genome assembly.
AUACAAGUGCCGAUUCUCGGCGGCACUUUCCUCACGCUGUCAGAUCGUGAGGAAAGUACUGCCGAGAACCGGCAGUUGUCAGUGCGGAGAUCGGCACCGAUCAUCAGGGCACUGAUGAUCAGUGCCCUGAUGAUCGGUGCCCAGCAGUGCCACCCGCAAGUUCCGCCCACCUGUGCCCAGCAAUCACCCACCUGUGCCCAGCAGUGCACCCACCUGUGCCCAGCAGUGCACCCACCUGUGCCACUCUGCAGUGUCACACACCUGUUCCCAGAAGUGCCACCUACCUGUGCCCAGCAGUGCCACCCACUUGUGCCCACCCACCUGUGCCCACCAGUG